Nicrophorus vespilloides is the source of this 1793-nucleotide messenger RNA. RefSeq lists its product as uncharacterized. The transcript has a single exon. Lineage: Eukaryota; Metazoa; Arthropoda; Insecta; Coleoptera; Silphidae. The record is from RefSeq and is a predicted model, not a curated record. The coding region runs from base 81 to 1778 and encodes 565 amino acids.
UAAUGGUAAUGCAUAAUAAAUUAACGCGUUUGUGUACAUAUAAAUGAAGAUUGUCUGCGUAUAAGAUUCUUAUAAACAAAAUGAAUUUGCUCGUGAUGCAAGCCGCGUUCUUGACGUGUUUCGCGAAUCAUUUAAACCAAUUGCUUCAUAAUGCGAUAGACGCAAGCAAGUUAAUUUAUUGCACCAACGACGAAUCGCUCCUAAAUUAUUUAAAGGACAUCCCCAAAGUUAUCCACGAUCAAGGCGUCGAAAUGCAGUACAAACAUUCAGCUUCCAUCAAGUACGAAGUGUACAUUUUGCUAAUAAAGCAUUUGGAUUAUUUGGAAAGUUUGAGUAAAGAUCGCGCGUGGAAUUCCCGCGCCAAAUUCGUAAUCAUAGUUGAAAUUGCUUCGGAGGAAUUGCUGCACUUGUUGCGUAAACUGUACGUGUACAAUGUCGUCGUGCUAGCGGGCUUUUCCGGUGACGCGUUAACUUAUUUCCCGUACGAUGAAGAGGAUGUGUACGCAACCAACUCAACGUUCGUGCCAGUCAAUCAAAUUUACUUCCCGGAAAAGAUACCCAAGACAUGGAGAAACACGACCCUAUCUGUUUUAGUUGUCAAAUUGCCUCCUUACAUCAUCGACGUUGAAGCGCGAACGGGUUUGGAGCUUAAACUAGUUGAAGAAAUUUUCGUUCCCAAACUUAAGUUGAAAAUGGAGUACGUGGAUAUGAAGGAAUAUUGGGGAUUCAAGUUUCCGAACGGUUCCUACAAUAAACUGAAAAAAAUGAUUCUUAAUAAGGAAGGCGAUUUCGGAGUUGGAAGUUUCCACGUUCGUCAAUAUGAAAGCAUCGAAGAUUUCGAUGUAACCUAUCCCUACUUGAUGGAUUCCAUAGUGUGGAUCGUGCCGACAGCUCCAAUCAAAGUGCAAUGGAUCACUAUCGUAGACGUCUUUCCAAAAUCCACCUGGUUCUUAAUACUAAGCGUUUUACUAAUCUUAAGUUGCUUUUGGGUGCUUCUCAGCAAAUACGCAAUUUACGAGAACUCCUACUAUUCGGUGUGCUUCAACAGCUUCUGCAUACCGAUCAGGAUGAUCUUGAUGCAACUCUCGAACAAACCGAUCAAAUCUCAAUCAAAUAAAUUAAUAUUCGUUUCGACUUGGUUGUUCAUGAGCGUGAUCAGCAUCCUUUGGCAAGCUCAUCUAAUCAUUUUCUUGACCUACAACAUACACGAGCACCAAGUUCACACACCGAAAGAUAUUAUCAAAUACCGGUUACGCAUCAGAAUACCGAACACUAUAGCGCAGACUUUCUUGGAUUCGCAUUGUCCGACCGGAGAUUAUUUUUACAAGAACAACAAACCGGGCUUAUUGAAUCUCACUGUUCUCGAUGAGGUGGCUUAUGGUAAAGACACUGCGACCACUUUCAAUCUGAAAACAGCGCAAUAUUUGAUGCCCGCUUAUUUGAAUGAGGACGGUGAAGAUCUUUUGUACAUAAUCGAACGCGUUAUAAUGAGCGAAGGAGUGGUGAUGUUCUUCACCAAAGGCCAUCCCGUUUACCAAUCGGUUUCCGAAAUCUUGCUCCAAGCUAGAGCUGGAGGUUUAAUAAAGCAUUUAGAGGAUUCGUUUUAUUACACGCAGAACAGGACGAAAAAACAUAAAGAUAUAUUCGGUAUUAGUUCGCUUAAUUUGAAACACGUGAAGGGUAUAUUCUUAUUAUACUUUAUUGGAAAUUUGUUGGCUGCAGCAGCCUUCGUCUUGGAAAUUAUUUAUCCAACGAUUUCCAGUAAGCACCGCUUGUAAUCUCCGGAUGUAUCG